UUUUUUAAAGGACACAUACAAAUCACAUUACCCCCAGCACUACCCUAUCGUCUCGACUGUAUAUUUAAGUGCAAUACCGGUAGACUUUUGACUAUUUUUUUCUCUGGUGGUACUGGUGUUUACCUUAUGGACGGAUAGUUUGUGGUUAAACGACCCUUUUAUCUGUGUGUUUGGCUGUCUGUCUGUCUAUUUAUUUGAUGGUGAUUAUCAGCUAAAGAAAUAAUAAAAAAAAGUUUUUUAUUAUUAAAAAUGAAUACAACGACCACAACAACAACAACAACAACAACAUCAACAACCAUAACCAGGGAUACUGUCAGUGGUUUUACACUACGAGAGGAGCAAUGGGUGGCACCAGUGAUGGCACUGUCCUGUCUUAAUAUGAUUGUUAUUGCAUUGUUCGAGAUAUUUGUUAUCUAUAAGGCAUGCAGGACUUCCCCGUCCCGUCGCCAUCUAUUUCUGGGCCAAAUGCUUUUGUUAGGACUGUUCCUAUCAUCGGCACUGGGCAUUGCAUUUGUGCCAAACCCUUCAUGGAUCUCCUGUACAGUAAUCAGAGCCGGUCUCGGCAUUUGCUACAGUGUCAUAUUUGCUACACUACUCGUCAAAACGGUGUUCCUCUUAUCGCUACAUUCGGGCAUCUAUUUGCCAGCCCUCUACCAGGCACUGUUAUUAUUUUUCAUUAUAGCCACCCAGUUAGCCAUCGACAGUCAAUGGCUACUCAAUCAUACCUCGACCACUGUUAUCGACUACGUUGACGCCUUUGGCACAGUUGUCUACAAAUGUGAUCACAAUAUUAGUUCACUGCUCUUCUCAUUAGUUUACGACAUGUUUCUCAUAGUGUUAGUGUCGUGCCUAUCGUUGCGAGUCAAAGGUCAUCGGGAAAAUCACGGCGAAGGUAUGUUCAUAGCCAUCACUGUAGUCACCAGUAUUGUCUUGUGGUGCGUAUGGAUCGGCGGAUCGUUGACCAGUGCCAGCCACUAUCGGGACGCCUUUCUAGCGCUGGGCAUUGUCGGCCAGGCCACACUGGUUUUUCUGGUCAUGUUUCUGCCGAAAGGUCGCCAACUGGCCGCUAUGGGUCGCGAAGGUAUGUCACACGAUGACAGAGACCAACUAUCGUCACCGUCGUCGCCGAGUAUCUAUACGCCCAGCUUUCUGCACAUUAAACCAUCGCAUUUGAUACCAUUGACCAAAACGGGUGGCAAUCUAUACAAACAGUUUGGCCAAACAAACAACAACAAUACAAGCAGUUAUCAUACAAGUAAUCAUAAUAAUAAUAAUAAUAAUAGUGGUAAUCCUAAUCAUCAUAAUAAUGUCAUUAAUAAUAAUAAUAAUAAUAAUACCGGAGCCGUAAAUGGCAAUCUAUAUACACAUCACUCGACCCAGAAGUCGAUGAAUAACGAUCGUUUCUUUUGCAUUCCACCUCCCGGUCCGCCGCUACCGCCUCCCGGCCACCGAGUCUGGCGAACCGGUUGCUAUCCGACCAGCUAUCAUAUUGCUGCCGCCCCGGCACCCGACGAUCCCUACUUUUAUCCAUACGAUCCGCAAUCGCGACAAAUACACGGCAAUCCUAAUAUCAAGUUUUUUCGGGCACCGCUAUACUGAUGAUGAUGACGGGUCUCAAUGGGAACGGGAGAUGAAGUACUGGGAGAAAUGAAAUAAAAAUUAGGACAGUCUUCAAAUCAAUCAGUUUUCUAUACAUUAAAUACUGUAUAUAUAUAUAAUGCAAUACUUUUUUCGUAUAUAUAUCUAUU
Oppia nitens is the source of this 1748-nucleotide messenger RNA. RefSeq names its product metabotropic glutamate receptor-like protein R. The record is from RefSeq and is a predicted model, not a curated record. The coding region runs from base 250 to 1599 and encodes 449 amino acids. Gene Ontology annotation, biological process: regulation of synaptic transmission, glutamatergic; G protein-coupled glutamate receptor signaling pathway. The transcript has 5 exons. Lineage: Eukaryota; Metazoa; Arthropoda; Arachnida; Sarcoptiformes; Oppiidae. Gene Ontology annotation, cellular component: membrane. Gene Ontology annotation, molecular function: group II metabotropic glutamate receptor activity.